AUGGCCGGUGUCUUUUUUUGUCUGCUCCCGUCUUCCCUUUUACCUUCGGUGAUAGGCUCCAGGGGGGUGCGGCUGCGGGUACACGGCGCUUAUAAGCAAGCUAUCUGGAAAGUCCUGACGAUGGUGCCGAAAUCCGAUCAUGAUUCCGAGGACCUGCAAUGGUGUUGCACAAACAUGCUGCUCAAUGAUGCUAUUGUGAACCUCCUUUUCUGA
Molecule: messenger RNA, 213 nt
Organism: Fusarium proliferatum ET1
Lineage: Eukaryota; Fungi; Ascomycota; Sordariomycetes; Hypocreales; Nectriaceae
Exons: 2
Coding region: 1-213 (70 amino acids)
Source: RefSeq, a predicted model, not a curated record